This is a messenger RNA of Monomorium pharaonis (pharaoh ant), 723 nucleotides long. It is a transcript of the gene Det, whose product is annotated as baculoviral IAP repeat-containing protein 5. The record is from RefSeq and is a predicted model, not a curated record. The transcript is spliced from 4 exons. NCBI's taxonomy places the organism in Eukaryota, Metazoa, Arthropoda, Insecta, Hymenoptera, Formicidae. Bases 184 to 633 code for a protein of 149 amino acids.
UCGUUUUCUGAACGCAGACUAAGAAAGCGACAUUUAAACAUUUGAAUUUUCGGUUUCGUUCUCCAUUGUAUAUAUAACUGGAAAACACACCGUCAAGGUUAAACUUUAUCGAGAUUGACAGAAAACAGCAAAGAGAUCCUUUUGAGUAAUUGUAGAAGUCAGGCAGUCAGGAUUAGAGACGAAAUGAUCACGGAACUACCGGGGACUAACUCUUAUUUCUGGAAGCAAGGUAGAAGGAUGACAUACAACAAUUGGCCGUUCAAACAGUCAGACAAAUGCAACGCCGAAAGCAUGGCUGCUGCUGGAUUUUAUGUUGUUGGAGAUAGCAAUGAGCCAGACCUUGUCGAAUGUUUCAUUUGUGGCAAACAACUUGAUGGUUGGGAGCCGAACGAUGAUCCAUGGAGCGAACAUAAGAAACAUCAGUCGAGCUGUCCGUUCGUUAAAUUAAACAAGCAAGAUGAAAAGAACUGGACAAUAAGUGAAUUAUAUGAUUUAUACAAGAAGUACCAAACGAAAGAAUAUAUGAACCGAAUAAAACAGGAUAUUGGCAUGCUAAAAGAUGUGAUGGAGCAGUUAAUAGGUGAGCUAUCUGUACAUAAAAUGUCACAAAAGAACCAAAAGAGCACCAAUUGAUUAUUUAAAAUCCACCAUCCUAUUUUAAGAAUUUUUAAUGUUUAAAUAUAUUUUGUAAUACUUUCUUAAUAAAAAAAUGUGUACAUACAA